AAGCACUUCUAUUCUCUGACGGGUACUAGACUUUCAGCAUAACUGGUGCACUGAAGAAUACCAGCAGAAACCAGACAACCUGGAUACUCCGAUCCCCGAGACUAUUGGCGCCACUUGCACCGCAUGCGGCUAGCGUCACCCCGCAUUGAGAUGUACCGAAGCACGCGGGCGAUCUGUUUCCCGACCGCUGGGGAAUGCCUAUAUCAUCCUCCGCAGGCCCGGCUUUCCGCCAGCCUUGCUCCUGCCUUGAUGGUCACAGUCGGCAUCUAUCCAAUUGAGGUGCUGGUGCAACGGAUCAGCACUCACCAUUGGCAAGAUGACAAAAAAGGCACGCCUAUCUGCACGGCAGAUUUCCGAACACAAGUCACCCGAAGACUGUUGGAUUGUGGUCGACAACCACGUGUGGGAUGUGACAGACUUCUUGGAGGAGCACCCGGGAGGGUCCACAAUUAUCUUAAAGUACGCCGGAAAGGACGCCACCACAGCAUACUCGGAAGUCCAUGCCCCGAGUGUCAUCCAAACACACCUACCCCUGGAGAGAUAUAUGGGAACCUUGGAUGAAUCGACGAUCGCCGACGACUGGGUGAAGCUGCCGCCGACCGAGAACCCCCAGGUACUUCUGGAAAACGAGAAGCCGCCGCUUCACACCCUCAUCAAUUCCCAUGAUUUUGAAGUGGUGGCAUCGAAAACGGCUAGCAAGAAAACAUGGGCGUUCUAUUCCAGUGCUUCAACGGAUCUGCUUACGAGGAAUGCAAACAAGUCAUGCUUUGACCGCAUAUGGCUGCGGCCAAGGGUGUUGCGGAAUGUGCGGUCAGUGGACACAACAACGCAGCUGCUUGGCGUCGACACGUGCCUCCCGCUGUUCGUCAGCCCGGCGGCAAUGGCCAAGCUCAUUCAUCCGGAUGGUGAACUCGCCAUUGCCAGGGCGUGCGAGAACAAAGGUAUCUUCCAGGGGGUCUCCAACAAUUCAUCCUAUCCUCUAGAGGAACUCCGUAAUGCUGCCCCUGCAGCAAAUUUCUUCUUUCAACUGUAUGUGAACCGGGAUCGCGAGAAAUCUGCGGCCCUUCUCCGCCAAUGCUCCGCAAACCCCAACAUCAAAGCCAUCUUCGUCACGGUUGAUGCCGCUUGGCCUGGGAAACGGGAGGCAGAUGAGCGUGUCAAAGCAGACGAAACCUUAUCGGUCCCGAUGGCUCCAUCUAAAGCGAAGAAUGACAAGAAGGGCGGUGGUCUCGGUCGCGUCAUGGCCGGAUUCAUCGACCCCGGAUUGACGUGGGAGGAUCUAGUGUGGGUGCGACAGCACACCCACUUGCCCGUAUGCCUAAAAGGCGUAAUGUCCGCGGAUGAUGCUAUCCUCGCAAUGGAAGCCGGACUGGAUGGUAUCAUGCUUAGCAAUCACGGUGGGCGCAACCUAGACACCAGUCCGCCGUCCAUUGUCACGCUUUUGGAGCUUCACAAGCGGUGCCCAGAGGUCUUCGAUCGAAUGGAAAUUUAUGUCGAUAGUGGUAUCCGUCGGGGCACGGACAUCCUGAAAGCUGUCUGUCUGGGGGCCACGGCGGUGGGGAUGGGACGCAGUAUGCUUUUUGCAACGAACUAUGGCCAGGAGGGUGUGGAGCAUUUGAUCGACAUCAUGAGAGACGAACUGGAAACGGCAAUGCGUAAUACAGGAAUCACCAGCCUUGACCAAGCGGGUCCUCAUCUCGUCAAUACGGGGGAUAUCGACCAUCUUGUUCCUAAAUCUGCUAGACAUCCGUACGCACGGAUGAUCGCUAAGGGACGGGGUUUACCUAGACCCAAACUUUGAUCGGUGCUGAAAUUCGGGUCAAAGUAUCGAACAGCGACAUGUGCCGAGAUUAGAUACAUGUCGGUCUGCUAGUCAUCACAGGGUGUCCGACAUAUUGUCAUCAAAGGGCGCCAUUAACGUGUGGUGAUUCAUAUCUACCAACUACAUCCAACCUAAAUAACGUAUUAACUUUCUGUAUGUCCAAUCCAGACGAGA
Molecule: messenger RNA, 1996 nt
Organism: Aspergillus sclerotioniger CBS 115572
Lineage: Eukaryota; Fungi; Ascomycota; Eurotiomycetes; Eurotiales; Aspergillaceae
Product: FMN-dependent alpha-hydroxy acid dehydrogenase
Exons: 4
Coding region: 317-1801 (494 amino acids)
Molecular function (GO): oxidoreductase activity; heme binding
Source: RefSeq, a predicted model, not a curated record